Molecule: messenger RNA, 1233 nt
Organism: Moesziomyces aphidis
Lineage: Eukaryota; Fungi; Basidiomycota; Ustilaginomycetes; Ustilaginales; Ustilaginaceae
Source: the annotation of a GenBank genome assembly
AUGACCGCUUUGACGUACAAGGACGCGCUGAACGAGCUGGACGAUCGCCGGAUCAAGUCGAUCAAGCCUCUUCUGCCGCCGCAGAUCCUGAUCGAAGAGUACCCGCUCACGCUCCAGGCCGCCCAGACGGUUGCUUCGGGGCGCAAGGCGACCGAGGAGAUCGUCAAGCACGAAGACGAUCGUCUGCUCGUCGUCGUCGGUCCCUGCUCCAUCCACGAUGUACGUUCGGGCCUCGAAUACGCCCGCAAGCUGGCUGCGUACGCCGAGGGCGCCAAGGAGGACCUGCACAUCGUCAUGCGCGUCUACUUUGAAAAGCCCCGCACGACGGUGGGCUGGAAAGGGCUGAUCAACGAUCCCAACCUCAACGGCAGCUUCCAGAUCAACAAAGGUCUGCGCCUCGCGCGCGGCUUCCUGCUCGAAGUCAACAACCUCGGCCUGCCUGCGGGGACCGAGUUCCUUGACACCAUUUCGCCACAGUACACUGCGGACCUCAUUUCGUGGGGUGCCAUCGGCGCACGCACUACCGAGUCCCAAGUCCACCGCGAGCUCAGCUCGGGCCUGUCCAUGCCGAUCGGCUUUAAAAACGGCACGGACGGCUCGAUCUCGAUUGCGGUGGAUGCGAUCAAGGCGGCGAGCUCCGAACACGUCUUCCUCUCGGUGACCAAACAGGGCAUUUCGGCCAUUGUCGAGACGAACGGCAACGAUGCAUGCCACGUCAUCCUGCGCGGGGCCAACACCGGCCCCAACUACUCGGCCGACGACGUCAAGGCCGUUUCCGAUAAGCUCGUCGCUGCGGGGUUGGGUGCGAGGAUCAUGAUCGACUGCUCGCACGGCAAUUCCGAGAAGAAGCACGAGAACCAGACGCGCGUCGUCGCCAGCAUCGCCGACCAGCUCGCACGCGGCGACGAGUACGGCUGCAACAUCUUUGGCGUCAUGAUCGAAAGCAACCUCGUCGAGGGCAAACAGUCCAUCCCCUCUCAGGGUCCCACUGCGCUCAAGUACGGUCAGUCCAUCACCGACGCCUGCGUCAACUGGGACACCACCGUCCAGGCACUCGAUACACUGCGCCAGGCAGUGCAGGCAAGAAGAGCCCAACCCGAAGCAAAGAGGUUCUUCAAAGCCCGGCUCAGCCGCACAACCAGCUCCGUCGGUAUCAACGACCACUUUCUCGGCGCAAACUCCCAACCCACCGCCUUCAACGACGACGCACUAGCCUCGCUCGGAAAGCGCUAA